Messenger RNA from Carassius auratus (goldfish), 1615 nucleotides. RefSeq lists its product as uncharacterized. Gene Ontology annotation, biological process: box C/D snoRNP assembly. Bases 80 to 535 code for a protein of 151 amino acids. The record is from RefSeq and is a predicted model, not a curated record. Gene Ontology annotation, molecular function: box C/D methylation guide snoRNP complex binding. The transcript is spliced from 4 exons. NCBI's taxonomy places the organism in Eukaryota, Metazoa, Chordata, Actinopteri, Cypriniformes, Cyprinidae.
CGGAAGUUAUCAUGUUGUGUAAAAACCAUAGUUAAAAACACGUGGAUACAAGUGCAUUUGUAAAUGAGAGGAGCUAACCAUGGCUCAAACACAAAACAAUAUUAAGAAAACCUCUUCUAGAGACUUGUUGACCUGUGGCAACGGAAAAGAAAUCCAUGAAAAACUUCUGCUGAACUCUAAAAGUGCUUCACUGCAGACAGAAAGGCUCCCCAGGAGUAGUGUCUUGGACAGACUGCAUAGUUUCCUUCCCCAAAUGGCCCAAGCGAACGAGUCUCUAAGACAGCAGAUGGACGAGGCUCCUGCUGGGUUCUUUGACAUUGAGAGUGUGGAGGAUUCAGAGAAAAUCAUUGAGAUGGAUGUGGCUCUGGUUGAACUGGAGGAUUCAGAAAGCAGUGAAGAGGAUGAGUCGUCAUCAUCAUCAUCAUCAGAGGAAGACAGCUCAGAGGACGAAGUGCGAACUGUCACGGCAAAGACACUCAAACUUCCAGGUGACAGAAAGAAAAAGGCCAACAUCCAGGUGAUAAAGAAAGAGUGAGAGAACACAUACAGUCAACUGGAGCUCUGGGAGAGCGCUGGACUCACGCCAGGCCAUUUCUGUGCCUGUUAUAGAAGUAUAUAACCCUUCCAGGUUUGGAAUGAGCACAGACCAGUGAUUUAAUUUCCUGGUGAGCUGGCAGAAUGACAUUUCAUGUUCUUUGGAGAGAUUUGUAUCCAAAAAAGUGAGUGAUUAAAGGAGUAGUUUACCAAAAAAAAAAAAAUUAUUGCUGAAAAUGUAUUCAUCCUCAACUCAAGCCAUCAUCAAGAUUCAUCAUCGUAACAGAUUCGGAGAAAUGUAGCAUUACAUCACUUGCUCACAAAUAAAUGCAAUGAAAAUAUUGAUGGAUUUGUUUCUUAAAAAUAUGCAUCUUUUUACUUCAAGACAUUGAUUGCUGGAAAGGAGUGAUGUGGAUUAUUGUGAUGUUUUUAUCAGCUGUUUCGACUCUCAUUCUGACGGCACCCAUUCGCUGCAGAGGAUCCAUUGGUGAGCAAGUAAUUUGAUGCUAAAUUUCUCCAAAUCUGUUCUGAUGAGGAAACAAACUUAUCUAUAUCUUGGACGGCCAGAGGGUGAAAACAUUUUCAGUAAAUUUUAAUUUUGGGGGAAACUAAAAUUUACUCUUAUGUGUCAUCUCAUCUCGAGUAUGCUUGAAAAAUGGAUUGUAUUCUGGUAUGAACUAUAUUAAAAGUCCAGUGUUUCAAUCAAGAAAAACAACGUUUUUUUCAGUUUACAUUCUUUAUUGUAAAAAUGGUUUCCCGACGCUCCAUACAUUUUGUUUGUAGCUGCUAUAAAGUUGAAAUACUGUUGUGUGUAAUGACUGUUUGGCAAUAUUACACUUCAAUACUCAUUAACUUGUAAAUAUGAUAACAUUUCAUCUUUUUUCAAAUGCAUGUCAUUGCAUGAAGUGCUCAUGCAUCAUGAAUCUUCAGCGAACAUUUGGCAACCGAUACUUUCAGUCAUUUUAACAAGAAUGUGUCCAAAUACUUCACACUGUUAUUGAAUUCAAGAGUAAGCUAUUACAUAUUUUCUCAUCAAGCAUGUCCAAUAUUUUUGAACAAAAUAAAUAACUUCCUUUCAAAA